Messenger RNA from Fraxinus pennsylvanica, 1068 nucleotides. The record is from the annotation of a GenBank genome assembly. NCBI's taxonomy places the organism in Eukaryota, Viridiplantae, Streptophyta, Magnoliopsida, Lamiales, Oleaceae.
AUGGAAACGGAUUCAAUUAACUCAAAUUUCAGCUAUUUGGGGCUAAAAUUCAGCGAUUUGAACACCAAUGAUGAUUCCGCUGCCUUCAGCGACUGCAACAGUGAUAGAUCCGGCGAGUUUACGGCGUCGUCGUCUCAGAGCCGCCUCCUGUUACUCGCUUGCUCUUCUGAUAAUUCCGAGGAGUUGAUUUCACAACUAGUUUCCGACCUCCUGUCCGAUGACAUAGAUGAUCAAAAACAAGCAGCCAUGGGAAUCAGGUUGCUCGCGAAGAACAAACCGGAGAAUCGGAUAAAAAUCGCCAGAGCCGGAGCCAUUAAACCGCUUGUAUCGAUAAUUUCGUCAAAUGAUGCUCAAUUACAGGAAUAUGGAGUCACGGCCAUUCUUAAUUUGUCACUCUGUGAUGAAAAUAAGGAUUUGAUUGCGUCUUCUGGGGCUAUUAAACCCUUAGUCCGCGCGUUGAAAUCGGGAACUUCAACGGCUCGAGAAAACGCGGCUUGUGCUCUACUUCGGCUCUCCCAGAUCGAAGAGAAUAAAAUCGCCAUAGGCCGGUCGGGGGCGAUUCCGCCACUGGUGAAUUUGCUAGAGAGCGGCAAUUUUCGAGGUAAAAAGGAUGCUAGCACGGCUUUGUAUUCUCUAUGUUCUGUGAAGGAGAACAAAAUCAGGGCCGUUCAGGCUGGGAUUAUGAAGCCUCUGGUGGAGUUAAUGGCGGAUUUUGAGUCGAACAUGGUGGAUAAAUCGGCGUUCGUGUUGAACCUAUUGGUGUCUACGCCGGAAGCCAGGGCGGCGGCGGUGGAGGAAGGUGGAAUUCCGGUACUGGUUGAAAUAGUGGAGGUGGGAACCCAACGGCAGAAGGAGAUUGCGGUGGGCAUAUUAUUACAAUUAUGUGAAGAUUGCUCGACCUACAGAACUAUGGUAGCGCGCGAAGGAGCGAUUCCACCUUUGGUCGCUUUGUCGCAGACGGGCACCAGGCGUGCAAAAGAGAAGUCGGAAGCACUGAUUGAGGUUUUGCGGCAACCAAGAUCCGGGAACGCCGCUGCAUCUGCAAGAACAUAUAAUGUGGCAGUUUGA